UGUACUUAUAAUCACUUUAGCCGUAAUCCUUGCUUAAAUUACUAAACUUAAACAAAAAAAAAGACGUUAUCUGGAGAUAACGUACAUAUUGAUGAUACAAGCAGCAUUGACGAUAUAUAUCAGUAAAGGAUUCGAAUGAAAGGCAUACAUGUCAACCUUUCUGCCCGCUGCGGCUCGCUACGGUCAGUAAUGAGGCUGAACCCUCAGCUUGUUGAUGAUAACCAAAACUAAUCACACGUGGCGAAAUAGGCUCGCUCCUGGCUUUUGCGUAUCUCAGCAUUCUUUUAUCACGACAUUAAAAUGCUUCCUGCUUUUUUCCCGUUGUAACAACAAUGUUAAAUCCCAAAGCGAUCGAAUUCAAACCUGGACAAUUCGGCACACCAACAACGCCAUCGCAAUCACCAGAAGUACAAGAAACACAAGAAAAAGCACGUCCACCACCAUCACAACAGCAGCAACAGCAUUCCAAAAAACGACCACCAAAGCCAAAACACCUACAGCAGCCAAAGCAUCGCAGUAAAUCAGAUCGUCGAUCUAGCACAGAUCAGCACCCACCUCCUCCAUCACCAAGUAAAAAAACAAGCAAGCCCAAGAACCAACAAAAGCAACAGCAACAAGCGCCGUCACCAGGACGCCGGCAUAAAGCGUCGUCCUCUGCGCAACAACAAACAUCGUCUUCGUCAUCCUCAGCUCAACAAGGAGACACUGAUGGCUUUGGAUUAUUGACAAAAUUUAUAACUAUUGAAGAGGCAAUUGAUCCUGUGUUUCGUACCCGGCCGGGAGAGGAUGGUAGCAAAAGUAUUGAUGGAAGUGAGACGGCAGGCAAACUGGUGCACGGAUACGAGCGUUACAUUGAAUGGAUGACGCGAUGCUUACGAGCAUUUGAGACCAUAACUGUGGUUGGCAUGGACUAUGCUAUUGCCGAUGUGGUGUCUCUGGUUACAAUCCUGCAGCGGCGGAAGAUAGGGGAGCACGAAGAGGUGGAGACGUUUACAUUAGACCAGGGCAACAAGCGCUACACAAGUGGCAUUCAAGUCAAAUUGCAUCUGUGUGCCUAAUUUAGGAUAUGCCUUUUCCUUUCCUUUCCUUCUCUUCUUGGCAAAGAUUUAUUUGUUUUGUACCUUCUUCUCUUUCUCCCUUCUCUUUUUAAAAUCACUCUCUUAACAACGAACAAGCCUUCGUUCUAUUAUACCUACGAAACAGAAAGAUAAUAUAACGGGCCGGUUUCCUCCUUCUCUAUUUUCCUUUCAUUUUCCAUUCCAAUAUCAUUGAUAUUGAUAGCAUAAUAGCUACUACCGACGCACGACAUCACAUACGCUCCUUGACAUCUACUGACGAAGAAGACGACGACGACGACGAUAAUAGCAGCAUAACCAACGACAGCACAGAGUACCCGACU
Molecule: messenger RNA, 1399 nt
Organism: Zychaea mexicana
Lineage: Eukaryota; Fungi; Mucoromycota; Mucoromycetes; Mucorales; Lichtheimiaceae
Exons: 4
Coding region: 333-1058 (241 amino acids)
Molecular function (GO): nucleic acid binding
Source: RefSeq, a predicted model, not a curated record